AUGAUGUGUGAAUGUCAUAACAAUGUUAAAGCAAGAAAGGAAUUUGCUUGUUUCUAAUAUCAUAUCAAGUUGUUGCAUUUGAUGAAUGCCGAGUCCUAUUUUUUACUUAAUUGCAUUUUGAUGUGAUUGUUUGUCUUAAACAUACAAAAAUUAAGACUGUUAUAGAAAAAACUGGAGAUUCAGACUGUAAUUGUUCUCCCAAUUUGUAUUUCCUCAUACAUUUUAUGUCUUUUUAGGCAUAUAUAGAGUAUUUUUUGCUUGAGGGAUGGACACAAACAAAACGAAACCUACUGAACAACAAACCAUGACCGUCAAGUGGAAAUUUCCAGAGUAUCGUAAAGCUGUUGUGAAGAAAUGCGUGGAAGGGGUAAUUAAGCAAAGUGGUUUACCUUUGGCACGCUUAAAUGGGCUUGCUCAGUUUCUGGAAAGAUUUGAGGCAAAAGUGAAUGCUGCUGCCAAAAAUGAGGUUGAGUACCUUAAAUCGUUAUCUGAAAAGGUAAAAGAAAUAUCUUCACAACUAAAGACUGCUGAAUCCAAACCUCGUCCCUCGAACUCUACUGGCUCAGUGGAAGUCUGCUCUGCUCAAGAAGCUGGAAAAUCUGCAAAUACAGAAUGGAAGGAGCAGGUUUAUCAAAGGGUUCAAAGGAUGAAUAGUGCAUAUUUCCCAACAGUUAAUACCAUUUACCAACAGAUGAAUAGAAAACUGCAACAGCUUGAGUCUUCUCCUCAAGAACCAAACACAGUGGAAAGAAUGAGAUUCAAUAUGAAAUUAUUAGAACAGAUUUUGGCAAUCUUGAGAGUGAAUAAAUGGCAGAUUACUACUGAAUUCAAGGAGAACCUAGACAAAGCAGAAAAGUUUAUACAAUCUAAAUUUUUCUCUAAGAAUGUUUCUUCACAUCAUCAAGGACAACAACGUUCAGCUGAUGUGCAAUCCAGGCAACAGUCUGGUCCAUCACAUUCUAGUAUUUCCCCAUUGAUGAUACUUGAAAUGAAACCAUCACCACAAGCAUUGGGGUCACAGAACUAUCAUCCGAUGAAGGAUGUUUCUCAGCAAAACAAAAUGUGUUUACAAGAGAAGCAAGCGGCAAAACAAUAUGGUGGUUCACAGCAGUCUGGUCCAUCACAUUCUAGUAUUUCCCCAGUGAAAACACUUGAAAUGAGACCAUCACCACAAGCAUUGGGAACACAGAACUAUCAUAUGAUGAAGGAUGUUUCUCAGCAGAACAAGAUGUGUCUACAAGAGAAGCAAGUGACAAUAAAAUAUCGCAACUUACAACAGGAUGUAAAUCAACUCUCUAUCAUAAAAGGUGCUGGCAAUACUGUACAACAGCAAACACAAGGGACACAAAAAGCAACUGAAGCAUUUAGUGUCAGUGUCAACAGUCAGGGUAUUUCAGCUUCACCCUUGAUUGAAAACUGCAAUAAUCUUAAAGAAAUUUCCCGUAAACCUACACUCACUUCUGAUGAGCCAAGUGCUGCAAUGCAAUACUUUCUUAAAGUGUUAACCUCCAUAUCACCUGAAGCAUUGAGUGCAUCGCUUGGUGAAAUUAGAGAGGUAGUCUAUUUGAAUGAUGCAAUACCAAGUCCAGAAUUGAUGCAUGGACCACCAGAGAUGGUUCAACAACAAAUGCAACCAUGCCUCAUCUCACAAACAGGGAUAAAUUUAGCAUCGGAUAUUGAGCCAUGCUCACAAGCUAGAUACAUCACUUGCAAUGAUUUUGUUCCAACAGGAAGGAAAAGGUCUUGCAGCAUGAAUUCAAUGACUGCCUUUGACACUUCUAGUACUUGUGCUAGUUCAUGUGACAGUAACCAGUUGACUGAUACUGAGAAACCUGACUUGACUUUAGUCACAUCAAAGCAUCCUAGAAUUGUGGAAAAAUGUUCUCUUUUAGAAGAAAUAAAGGAUAUAAAUAAUCUAUUGAUAGACAGUGAGAUAGUUAUUGGAGAAAAAGACAGCAUUCAAAGUGCAGCUGGAGGAGCUGCUGAAGAUGGUGAAGGUUUGGUUAUUAAAUUCCUUUUCAAUGCAGUAACUUUCAAUCAGAACCUAAUAUCCCAUCUUUCUGCUGAUAAAAAGUCAAUAAUCAAACCGUUAUGGUUGCUUGUUCCCGCAAGUUAUCCAUUUUGCCCACCUGUUGUAUUAGACAAAAUGCCGUUGGAAGUCAGUGAUGGCAUGGAAGAUCUAUCAACAAUAGCAAAAUCAAAGCUGAGACAGUUUCUCCAAUGCUUAAACCAACCCUGGUCACUUGGGGAUAUAGCAAUGUUAUGGGAGCGCUGUGCCAGAGAAGCAAUUCUUGAGUAUGCAAAAUGCAUUGGUGGAGGAACCUUUAGCUCAAUAUAUGGAGGGUGGACUAUGUGUCAAAAUUAUGAUGCUUAAAAGGAAGUUGCAUUUAGUCAACCAAGCAUGUACAUUUUGUUGUGCUGGCGUCUUUUGAAUAGACUGAUGUAUAGUAGAAGCUCUACAGUAGAUAACAUGAAAAUGUUCAUCCUAGUAAAUUUGUUGGAAGCUUUAAAGUUCUAGUUGAUUAAAAACCAGUGUUUUAUAGUAAUGCUUGUUCAUGGGAA
This is a messenger RNA of Glycine soja, 2562 nucleotides long. RefSeq names its product mediator of RNA polymerase II transcription subunit 15a-like. The transcript is spliced from 11 exons. Bases 266 to 2374 code for a protein of 702 amino acids. The record is from RefSeq and is a predicted model, not a curated record. Gene Ontology annotation, molecular function: transcription coactivator activity; chromatin DNA binding. Gene Ontology annotation, biological process: regulation of DNA-templated transcription. Lineage: Eukaryota; Viridiplantae; Streptophyta; Magnoliopsida; Fabales; Fabaceae.